This is a messenger RNA of Fusarium odoratissimum NRRL 54006, 4095 nucleotides long. RefSeq names its product synaptobrevin like ykt6. Gene Ontology annotation, biological process: endoplasmic reticulum to Golgi vesicle-mediated transport. The record is from RefSeq and is a predicted model, not a curated record. The coding region runs from base 607 to 1083 and encodes 158 amino acids. Lineage: Eukaryota; Fungi; Ascomycota; Sordariomycetes; Hypocreales; Nectriaceae. Gene Ontology annotation, molecular function: SNAP receptor activity. The transcript has 3 exons. Gene Ontology annotation, cellular component: membrane; Golgi apparatus.
CAAAGAGUCAUACCGCUCUGGGCCGAACAAAUACCCCACUAAACAAGCCCCCGCCUAGCCGCCAGCGAGCUUGUAAUGCUUACAGCCACUAACUGCCCUUGGAAAUUCAGCGGCCUAGUCGAAGAGCCCGUCUGCGUCGUGGGGAACAUGUGACGCCCCUAAACUCAGUCCUUAGUUACGGUGACGGAGGGUUACAACAUUCAACCAAACUUCAAAUCCUCCCUCUCCUUCAACUCUCUCUCUCUAAUCCUCCAAUCCCCCCCUCCCGCUGUCGCCCUACUGCGCGCUCCGCCUUCGAUUGAUAACCGCCACUUCUCACAAACUUGAUCCCGCAAUCAUGAAACUGCAUUACAUCGGCGUACGCUGUCCCUGUGCCCCUCACCGAUCGAUCGAGACCUCCGUCCAGUUGGGCUAACAAAGCUGCUGCGACCAGAUCCUUCGCAACGAGAGCCAGCCGGCUCAUGAGAUCGUCGCUGAGAAGGAACUCAGCAGCUACUCGCGAUUCACCCGCAACAAGUCAGUCCUACCUUAUCAUUGCGACCGCUAUCUCCGUAUCCGGACGGUCCAUGGACUGACUCGCAAACUUGAAACAGCUAUGGCGAAUUCAUGACCCUAUUCGCAAAGACCGUCGCCGAGCGCACCCGCCCUGGACAGCGACAGGAUGUUGAGGAGCAAGACUACACUUUCCACGCCUACGGCCGAACCGAGGGUGUCUGCGGCAUCAUCAUCUCCGAUCACCAGUAUCCUGCCCUCGUGGCACAUCAGCUUCUUAGCAAGGUCGUCGACGAGUUCCUCUCCAAGAACCCCCGCUCCAGCUGGGCCACCGGCACACCCACUCUCUCCAUGCCCGAGCUGAAGGAGUACCUCACAAAGUACCAGGACCCCCAGCAGGCCGACAGCAUCCUCAAGAUUCAGAAGGAGCUUGACGAGACUAAGAUUGUUCUCCACAAGACCAUCGAGAGUGUGCUACAGCGUGGAGAGAAGAUCGACGAUCUAGUGGCUAAGAGUGACGGUCUUAGCGCCCAAAGCAAGAUGUUUUACCAGCAAGCCAAGAAGCAGAACUCGUGCUGUAUUUUGAUGUAAUGGAUCAUUUCGUUUUUCCGGCGUUGGACCUGGCUUCAUUUCAGCAUAUAAGAGAUGUCGGUAUUGAGAUUGGUUAUUCGUGUGGCGCAGAUACUUCCAAUCGUUUUGUCCAUCAUUCAUUCGCAGGGCCAUGUCUUUACAGCAGCUAGACUUGUCGAAGAGGCGGAGAAGAAUCUUAUCACAGGCAGUACGAUCGAAGGCAGAUGGGUGCCAAAUGGGAAUCAUUCUUUUUGACAUGUUAAAAAAAAAAGUCCAUAAAUUGGACAAGUGUGAAAUGCUCACUUAUCACCAAACCUAAUCUGAUCGAAAGAUACACAAAGAAGAAUAAAAUCUGAGUCUUUUGACCCAGAGUGCUUAAGAAGAAAUGAUAACCCCUUUGCUUUUUGAAGAAGAAGAAACUCCAACGAGAUGCUCUAGGGACGAGUCUGCUGUCCCGUGUCUUGCCCAUUCAUGCUUCUCUGGCGCCUUGCUGUAAGUCCGUAAUCCAUAAUGUCCAAACAUAUCCGUCACUGAAAGCGUAGUAUACAAAGGAGACAAACGUAUAGGAGGGAAGGAAACCCUGUGGUAUGUACAAGACGGCUCAAACCAGUUGAGUCCGCCAUGGUGAGAUGCUGCCAGAGCAUCAUGAAAAGGGUAUUGUAGAAAUCGUGACAAAGAUAUAAAAUGAAACCGAAAUGGCGAUCUGGUUGUUCAUCAUGAAAUGCGAGUUUUAAGAUUCCUCAAGAAUUACUCUCUCACUCUUGCGGUGCAUUUGGUAAGCAUCAGGAGAGUGAGUCAACUCCCUUGGGUGCACCAAGGUAGGGGUAGAUGACUUGGUCUCAGCUAGACGCUCAUCCUUCUCAAUUGGGAUGUAACCUGGUCCGCUCGGGCUGCCGUUACCUCGAUGUCUCAAGCUGGGGUUGCUCUUUAGCGGGUGCAGCAUCUUGCGUUGCUGGUGCGAGACGCUGAUCUGGCGAGCGAUGGAGAUCUCAACAGCGUUACGUAAGGCCUCUUGAGCAUCAGCCUCGGGAGCUUGCUUCUUGGGCGAAGCCAAUGAUGAAGAUGGGGAGAAUCGCCUCGAGGUUUCGGCGCCGGAGGACGUGAUGGAAGCUGGGGGCGAGACCAUGUGCCACGAGGGCUCCGAAGGAGAAGAGAGUCUUCCCUUAGCUACCUGAACAUCUUUCUCGUCGUCUGUGUGUUCAGGAGAUUCGGGAACUGUGCCUGGUGAGGGAGUAAAUGGAGACGAAUGUUUGGAGUGGGUGUUGGGCGAGAUAAUGGGCACAGGAGGUGAGGUCUGUUUUGCGGAAGUAACGCUAAUCUUCUCCGUAGACGCAGCACUGGGACGUCUGUUGAACUUGGAGACAAGGGCGGGCUGAUAAUGUGUAGCUUGCGCUGCGAACUUGUUGUGCUGAGAUUCUGACCGCGAAACUUGGGUGACUCUUGGUGUAACUGCCUCAGGGGACUCCUCUGAGUGAUAAUAUGAUGAGUCCAAUAAGGCCGGGGAUGUGUUGGCUCGGAACCGAGGUGAAGGCAGAGGCUUUGAGUUAUCCUGGGAAACAAAAGCUGGUGAGGGCUGUGGCGACGUUGCCCUCCGUGGUCGAAGAGACUCGUCUCGAUUCUCGGCGAUUGCGUCCUUCACAGACUUCAGAUGAUCGAGAGUAGCCUGUCGUCGAGCAAGAAGUGAGGAGGCCGACCCUUGCGGUGGCUGUAAAACACUGUUAAACAUGACACUAUAUCGAUCCAUUUUGAUGCUAGGAAUCUCAACAUCUAACAGAGAGUGAGGAAUAGCAGGCAUCGGAGGCGGCGAUGAGGGCGGCGGUGCGAUUGCUUUUUCUGAUCGCUUCUUGCUAGAGUCACCUCGAAGGCCUCUUAGCGACAUUUUGCGGCCUAUACCUCCUGAACCCGGGUCCUUCAGCUUCGCUUCCUUUGAUGCCUUGCGCUGAAGAGCAGGCUUCUCCUUUGUUAGUUUUCCCGGCGAUAUAGGUUUCGCCUCCGCUGACGUUGGUACCGACCGAGGCACUUCAGCAAUCGUCUGCGCGGGUUCUGAUAUAAUUGGUUCAGUUUGAGAUCGAAUAACGAUAGGUUUAUGCUUUGGCAUUUUUCGUGAACUCUGAUCUGCUGGUGCUGAAGUCGGCAUUCCAGAAGAACCUAAUGAUGUGGUAGAAGUAUUGACACUCUCCGUCAUAGAUCGUUGGGGCUUCUCUGGCCGUGUGGCUCGCUUCGAUUUUGAUCGAAAAAGGCCCCAUUUACGAGCCUUCUGCUGAGUGUCAUCGACAGGCUCUGGCGCAGGCUCUGGUAUCGGCUCCCGGAUGUCGACGACUGCAUUCAUGGCUCUGUUCUGUGGAUUCCAGGGCGCCGGCGCAAAGUCUCCCAUUUGUGUUGGACUUCCAAUUGCCAUACCAACAGCAAUAACACCAGUCUCACCAGAAUCUAUCAUAGAAUCUGGAGUUGAAGUUCGCACCCAAGUCGUUCUCGUCAGUGACGAGGUUCGCGGGCUGUGUUCGGGGGAUGGAAGUCGGCCAUGGAUCGGUAUAUGAAACGCCGUCACGUUGCCCUUCUUUGAGCUCUUGAGAAUGAGUGCAAGAUCGUCUCUGGAAACCCGCUUGUCGAAUGAAUGUUUGGAAAGAGAAUGACUGUCUGUCCAGUCGGCGGUGAAGCUUCCCCUACGACGUUGAUAUCCGGAGGCAGCCGAUACAGUAGCAGCCCGUGACAGAUUUGUAGCCAUGGCUGAAAUCUGUCGCGCGACCGCACGAGGGUGUCGUUUUGUAAAGCGUCUAGAAUAGAUUGACACACAAACAGUGGGUGAAGCAAAGCAAAGCCCAAUGCAGCGCGGGGGCGAGAUCUAUGCUUGGAUUUAGAGGAUAAAAGGCCUUUGUUUUGACUGAUUAGUUCCCUGCAUCGACAGGGUCUGACACAGAAGACGGUUCACCAAGGACCGACUUUCUCAGGGACCAGGAUCCUCUUUAACAAAACCUGCGAUGAUUUUUGGACAAGAACUGACCCUCGUCUCACAGGGACCACCCCGCCUUUCAC